CAGCAUCAGAUAUGUGAGCGGCGGGAAGCAGCUCUGCCUCGCGCUGCAGGAGGACGGCAGGAUGGCGGGAGGACGGCGGGGUCUCGUGGCCCCUCAGAACACGUUCCUGGAGAACAUCGUCCGCCGGUCCAACGAUACCAACUUCGUGCUGGGGAACGCUCAGAUCGUGGACUGGCCCAUCGUCUACAGCAACGACGGCUUCUGCAAACUGUCCGGUUACCAUCGAGCUGAGGUGAUGCAGAAGAGCAGCACCUGCAGCUUCAUGUACGGAGAGCUGACUGACAAGGAGAUGACUGAAAAGGUUCGACAGACCUUUGAGAACUACGAGAUGAACUCCUUUGAGAUUCUGAUGUACAAGAAAAACCGGAUGCCAGUUUGGUUUUUCGUGAAGAUCGCGCCGAUCCGAAACGAGCAGGACAAAGUGGUCCUCUUUCUCUGCACUUUCAGUGACAUCACCGCUUUCAAGCAGCCAAUCGAGGACGACUCUUCAAAAGGUUGGGGUAAAUUCGCCCGUCUGACUCGUGCGUUGACGAGCAGUAGAGGAGUUCUUCAGCAGCUCGCUCCGGCUGUCCAAAAAGGAGAGAACGUCCACAAACACUCACGGCUGGCUGAGGUUCUCCAGCUGGGCUCAGACAUCUUGCCCCAGUACAAACAGGAAACCCCGAAGACGCCGCCGCACAUCAUCCUGCACUACUGCCUCUUCAAGACCACGUGGGACUGGGUCAUCCUCAUCCUCACCUUCUACACCGCCAUCAUGGUGCCCUACAAUGUCUCCUUCAAAACCAAGCAAAACAACGUCACCUGGCUGGUGGUGGACAGCAUCGUGGACGUCAUCUUCCUCGUCGACAUCGUCCUCAACUUCCACACCACCUUCGUCGGCCCGGCCGGGGAGGUCAUCUCUGACCCCAAACUUAUCCGCAUGAACUACGUCAAGACCUGGUUCGUCAUCGACCUGCUGUCCUGCCUGCCUUAUGAUGUCAUCAACGCUUUUGAGAACGUCGACGAGGGGAUCAGCAGUCUCUUCAGCUCUCUCAAAGUGGUCCGCCUGCUGCGUUUGGGUCGGGUCGCCAGGAAGCUGGACCACUACAUCGAGUACGGUGCCGCCGUGCUGGUUUUACUGGUGUGCGUGUUCGGCCUGGCGGCCCACUGGCUGGCCUGCAUCUGGUACAGCAUCGGAGACUACGAGGUGAUCGACGAGGACACCAACAGUGUGAGGAUGGACAGCUGGCUGUUCCUGCUGGGGGAGACGGUGGGGACGCCGUACAGGUUCAACGCCUCGGGCUCUGGCCGCUGGGAGGGCGGGCCUAGCAAAGACUCGGUCUACAUCACCUCGCUGUACUUCACCAUGACCAGUCUGACCAGCAUCGGCUUCGGGAACAUCGCACCAAACACGGACGGAGAGAAGAUCUUCGCCGUGGCCAUGAUGAUGAUCGGAUCGCUGCUGUACGCCACCAUCUUUGGUAACGUCACCACCAUCUUCCAGCAGAUGUACGCCAACACCAACCGCUACCACGAGAUGCUCAACAGCGUGCGAGACUUCCUCAAACUCUACCAGGUCCCCAAAGGCCUGAGUGAGCGGGUGAUGGACUACAUUGUGUCCACCUGGUCCAUGUCCAGAGGCAUUGACACCGACAAGGUUCUGCAGAUUUGUCCGAAGGACAUGCGAGCGGACAUCUGCGUCCACCUCAACAGGAAGGUGUUUAAGGAACACCCGGCGUUCCGACUGGCCAGUGACGGCUGCCUGCGAGCCCUCGCCAUGGAGUUCCAGACCGUCCACAGCGCGCCAGGUGACCUCAUCUUCCAUGCCGGAGAGAGCGUGGACAGCCUCUGCUUCGUGGUGUCGGGGUCACUGGAGGUCAUCCAGGACGACGAGGUGGUGGCCAUUUUAGGUAAAGGCGAUGUGUUUGGUGACGUGUUCUGGAAGGAGAUGACGUUGGCACAGUCGUGCGCUAACGUGCGGGCGUUGACCUACUGCGACCUCCACAUCAUCAAACGAGACGCGCUGCAGAAAGUCCUGGAGUUUUACUCCUCCUUCGCAAAUCACUUCGCCAGAAACUUGGUGCUCACCUACAACCUGAGGAAGAGGAUCGUCUUCAGGAAGAUCAGUGAUGUGAAACGUGAGGAGGAGGAGAUGUUGAAGAGAAAGAACGAGGCUCCUUUAAACCUCCCUCCGGAUCACCCGGUCAGACGGCUCUUCCAGCGUUUUCGGCAGCAGAGGGAGGCAAGGCUCGCCAUGGAGCGGGCCGAACAGGGCGCCCGUGACGUGGAGAAAGGUGUCAUUCGCCUGGAGCCAGCCAGGGGUCCAGAGGUCCUGGCCUCCACCAGUAUAGUCAUGGUGACGGAGAGCCCAGCCACACCCACCACCUCCUCAACAUCCAUCGCGCCCUCUUCAUCCAGGACCUCAAGCCGAGUUAUGCUCCACACUCCCACCACCCAAAACGGAAACCUGGUUGGCUGCAAAUCUGCAGAGCCGCCGAAAGCUAAAGGCUGGGGACGAUUCAAGGAAUCAGUCGUGAAGGCCGAGUCGUGGAGCAGCGUCUCUAAGGCCGAAUCCAUGGAGACGCUGCCCGAUAGAACUAAGUCUCAGGAUGAGAUGUCCCUCAAGAAAACCGACUCCUGUGACAGCGGCAUCACAAAGAGCGACCUCCGGUUGGACAGUGUCGGCGAAGCGAGAACGCCGCAGGAGCAAAGCCCGGUCCAGUCUGACGAGAAGAGGGUCUUCUGUCCAAUUCCAGAGCAGAGCAUGCAAGCCUCCUUCCUGGAGCUGAAACAGGAGUUAAGAGGAGACAUCAGAUCUCUGAACAGUCGCAUGGCGGCGCUUGAGACUCAGCUGGCUGAGAUGCUGCGACUCCUCAAAUCCAGAAAGUCAUCUGGCUCCUUCUUCGAGAUCUCGCGGCCUCCUUCCCCUGACUCCGAUAAGGACAGCUUCUCCUAAACUGGACACAGAGUCGGUCCACAGGAACUCGACCCUUUUGGCCUCCAGAUGUCAGAGAAGACCGUCUGACACAAAAGCACUUUGUUACGUUCAUGGCAACGCUCUGCCCGACGUCACAGACUGACAAGAUGUCAAACGGGAAAGAGGAUGGAGCUGAUUUUUACUUUGAUCAGAGACUUUAGAGUCAUGACAGUCAUGAUGGCACCUUUGGUCCUCAGGAGGAUUUGGACCUUCUCAUGAUUUUGGCAAUAAUAAGAGAUGGCUUUAACGUUGUUUUAAACAGGGCUGUGACACUGUGAUGAAGGACAUUGCGUACUAAGGGUUGUUGAUUCAGUGGCUUUGCCCCAGUCUUGUGAGUUCUGGUCCACAAAGUCUGUUUAGCCGUUCCGAACCUUCAGAUACUCGAUUCAAGAGGACAGAUGAAUCUCAAACCUCUUAAACCGACAAAAUGAUGAUGGCGUCCAUGAUGUCACAGAUUCCACGUAUCAUAGGCUGUUUGUUCUGAUAGCACUGCAUGACAUCAUAUCAAAGCAUCGCUCUGUGAUUGGUUGUUAAGAGCGUCAAUCAAAAGACGGACAUUCAGUGUAAGCAGAAGGCUGCUGAACUUGUUAAAGGACAUUGUGGGCCAGAGUUUUGGUCGAUGGUUCAGUUCACUGGGCGUCAGAAUGUUCCCACCUUCAUGCAGACUAAACACUGUGUGUACAGACUUUGAUGUUUGGGAUGUUCGGUGGUGUUUUUAUAUCCAGAAUGAAUGUGAAAGAUUUGAUGCAGCUCGGUGACAAUGAGGCCCUAAAUGUGUCUGAUGUCUAAUUCCUGCACAGAGCUGGACAUUUGAUUGGUUAGUCUGGAUUCUUAGUUUUUAUAAAUAAAAUCGGUGUAUGCAUGUUUCCAUGUUGAUUCAGCUCUGGUUGGAGGCCGCCAAGUUAACACAUCCCAAUUCAAACAUAAAACGAAUCUUACUGCUUCAGUGUAGAAGAUCACACAUGUUGGAUGGUAAUAAUUCUGAUCUCUGAAUGCGUCUGAAUUCAAGUGGAAUAUGUUUUUACUCAUUGUACGUUCACUCUUUCGUUAAGUUGUUUUUAAAGAGAUGGUUUACAGUUACACAGUUUAUUGCUAAAGCACGAUUACAUCAUGUUUCAUGCAAAUUGGGUGGGCGGGGCUAACAGACCUGGCGGGGAGCCGCUACGAUGUGUAAAGCUCAGCAGCCACUGUUUGCUGUAAAGAGGCAACAGAUGGGAUUCGGGUUUUUUUUAGCUUGGCGCCACCUAGCGUCAGUGGUGUUGCGUCACACUGUCGCAACGACCAAACUGAGCGUGGGGAUCAGAGAUAAUGAAUAAAAUGUAGGCUGUAAAGCCACCAGUAUACCUCUAUGUAUAUGUAGAAUGAGAAGGUGUGUGGACACUCUACUAAAUAAAUGAGUAAAGAGACCGAGCAACAAUUAUCAGAUUUAUCUGAAGAAAAAACAAAUAGUAAUGCAAAUAAUUAUACCAGAAUGCACAGUACCAGUACAAACAACUCACAGUAAAUUAUACCAAUAUGUACAGUAUCAGUACAAACAACAGUAGACACAGUGGAAUUAUACCAAUAUGCACAUGUAAACAGUCCCCAUUCUAGAAUAAACGCUACCGUAUGGAAACCAUGCGGCCGGUUGGAGCUCAAAUUGAAUGGGAAACAAAGUCCAGUGUUCACUUAGCUGGGCGUAACUUAGCUGGGCGAUGUCCGUGGAUAGCUGCCUCCGUGAGAAGAGAACAGAAGGAAGGGAGGGGGGUAUCACUGUCCGAGGGCUGCCGUAGAAUGGCAACCAGGAUGUCAGCCGACCAACACUCGCUACCCGCUCCCUGGUUGCGGCGAUUUGCGAUGCUGGCCAGCUAGGAAUGAACUAGCAGCCAGUACAGUACAGUCCUCUCUGGUCUAGCUAACAUUUAGCCGUGUUACUUACUGAUCCAUUAGAAAGAAAGCUAGCUGGACAUGGGUUUUGAAGCCUCUUUGGUCACGGAGCUCCCUCCAUCUCUUGAACGCCUGACUGAGGUUUACUCUUGUUUUUCCUCUUCUUUUAUCACUCUCCUUUUUGCUCUUCUUUGCCUCCUCACACAGAGGAGCUCCUUUUCUUUUGCUAGGCCGUUUUUCACUUGUCUCCAAACUUUGUCCGUCUGCCAUUGUGCUCGUGACUCAACUAUCUCAUGCCCAACUCCUCAUAAGGACCAGCUCCAGUCCCUGAUUGGCUGACCGACCAGUUUCGCAAUACAUGACACGUUUCCUGCCGUAAAGCAGAUUUUUUUCCACAAAAUUUCGCCCCUGGUGGCAGAAGCUUAUUGCAAAGAUUGCACAGCCACUAAGUAACCUAUGUAAACACUGAUAGUCUGAUUUUACUGUGGACACUACCCUGUGCAACCCACAUUAUUUUCAUCAUGAUAUAUUUAGGAAAAGAUGCUGUCUGUUGCCUCUUUAAAUGAUCUCACUACAAUUCUGACCUACCAGAAAUUCAUCAGUUCAUCCAACAAGCAGAUCGUCCAUUGUUCAAACGUUGUGAACGUUGAAGAACAACUUAUCUGAAAGACAAUUGUCCUGACUCAAAAAUUGUUUGGGGGUGACCAAACCUGGAGCUAAAACUGAAGAAGAAGAAGAAGAAGAAAAGGAAUCCACACAGUAUCUCUUUCUUAAAGUCAAGGAAGGAUCCUUAAACAAUCAUUUUAAGGAUGCUACGCCAUCAAAUCAUUGCCCUGUUCUGAUGUCAAAGGUCUGUCAAAUUUUCUUCAUUCGGAAAAUUUUCAGGGAUGCCUGUUUGUAUCCUCAGCACUCUUAAAGCACCCACAAUCCCAUGUGAAGGAUGCAUGGGUCCUGUUCCCUAACUUGGAAAAUUUGCCAGUGAACUUUCAGCAAAAUCUGCUUCUGAACAAAUUUUAUGGGAGAAAUGGGCAAUCCAGUUGCUGAAUCUUGACUCAUGUUGGAUCUACAGGGCCCGUUUUAAAAGUUUGUUCUGACUUCCAUGAGGCGAGGACACUGACACAUGGUCUUGGCAGUGCUUGUCUUUUAAAAAUAGUGCGAGACGAGAGCAAAGUGACGGCAUCCCCAAUGAUGCUAUAUGCAUUUGAAUGUUUGAAAUUUGUAAAUUUGUUAUCACCAUAAAUGUGUUGGAUCAAAGUAAAGCAAAACGUGUUUAUGCAAGUACAAACUGAGGCUCUGACAGUGCGAUCUCCUCCUGCAGACUGACACCAAUGCUCCAUUUCAACAAGAUAGUUGAAGAGCACAGUUGGCAAUACCACAUACGUUCCCUCCACUUUUUUAAAAUUGUUGCAUGGAGUUGAAGGCAGGACCUUCUCAAUGACGCACACAUGCACAACUGUUUUAUUUUAUGUUCUCUAAAUGCUUGGAAGCAGCCUGACCAAGGCUCUGUAGGACCCAACCUGAAGGGUGCUGUCCUGUCACGGAAGCAUCCUUGACUUUGAGAAGUAUCAUAAGACACCUUGACAAAGCAGUCAAAGCCGCACCG
This is a messenger RNA of Epinephelus moara (kelp grouper), 6425 nucleotides long. It is a transcript of the gene kcnh1b, whose product is annotated as potassium voltage-gated channel, subfamily H (eag-related), member 1b. Bases 62 to 2935 code for a protein of 957 amino acids. NCBI's taxonomy places the organism in Eukaryota, Metazoa, Chordata, Actinopteri, Perciformes, Serranidae. Gene Ontology annotation, biological process: regulation of membrane potential; potassium ion transmembrane transport. The record is from RefSeq and is a predicted model, not a curated record. Gene Ontology annotation, cellular component: membrane. Gene Ontology annotation, molecular function: delayed rectifier potassium channel activity. The transcript is spliced from 11 exons.